AUUUUUUUGUUGGUAAGCGAGUUUUCACAGCGGAAAAUCACUGAAAAAGCAUCAAAAAGUCCAUAAAAUAAGAGAAAUUUACUCGAAAUCACAAGAAAAACUCACGACGGAAAAAUGUCUGACUUGGAUUUGUCGAAAUUGAAGGUUGCCGACUUGAAAGCGGAACUCAAAAAACGCGGAUUAUCUGUAACUGGCAACAAAAAUGAGCUUCAAGAUCGAUUGCAAGCCGCCAUUAUCGAAGGAGGACCUCUCGAUGAUACCGCUAACGAUGAUUUAUUGGAUGACGAUUUGAUGGAUGACGAUUUGGAUGAAAAAGAGCUGCUUGGUCACGGCGACGAACACGAAGAUGCGUUACUCAACGAAAGCCCUUCGCCAGAUGCGAGUUUACAAAAGUCCUCCAUGAAACAUUCCGCAUCAAGUAUUACGUCGUCAACGACAAAUGUCGAGGCAGCGAGCACAACAACGGCCCAAGUACCUCACAAGAAAAUCUCAUUGAAGCGAAAUUUGUCGGUUCCCAAGCCCGUUUUGCCGGAAACGACGAGCGUCGAAUCCACAAAAUCCAUUUCCUCGACAAAUGGCGACAAUUCGGGCGACGAACCUGAGAAAAAAGUCGUCAAAUUGACACAACUCACGGCCGAAGAACGUCUCAAGCUGCGAGCACAAAAGUUCGGAGCAAAUUCCCCCUCAGCGACAAUUGCCUCGAACGUCAAUACGGACGAGAAGAAAUCCGCUCGGGCAGCUCGUUUUGGCAUCACAACAACAACAACGACGACAAAUAGCUCGGCUUCGAUCAAAAGUUCGGCACCUGAUGUCUCCGUGGAGUUGUUGAAGAAACGCGCUGAGCGAUUUGGCGCCUCGACUGCACCGACCUUGAACAAAAUCGAGUUAGAUGAGAAGCUGAAGAAGCGUCAAGAGAGAUUUGGAGCAGCAAGUGUCGCCGCAUUACCGUCGGAUCAAGCGGAAAAGGCACGACUUCGACUCGAACGAUUCAAGACAGCAGCCUAAAAUUAAGAAAAGCAUUUUUUUUUUGACUUACACAAAAUUUUUCGUGUAAAUAAGCUAAAGUUUGACCAUUUUUUUUUUGAUUAAAUGAAAUAAACACGUUUGAGUUUCUUUAAAAUUAA
Molecule: messenger RNA, 1124 nt
Organism: Culicoides brevitarsis
Lineage: Eukaryota; Metazoa; Arthropoda; Insecta; Diptera; Ceratopogonidae
Exons: 3
Coding region: 115-1005 (296 amino acids)
Biological process (GO): poly(A)+ mRNA export from nucleus
Cellular component (GO): nucleus
Source: RefSeq, a predicted model, not a curated record